This is a messenger RNA of Guillardia theta CCMP2712, 1429 nucleotides long. Its product is annotated as translation initiation factor 3, subunit E. Gene Ontology annotation, cellular component: nucleus; eukaryotic translation initiation factor 3 complex; cytoplasm. NCBI's taxonomy places the organism in Eukaryota, Cryptophyceae, Pyrenomonadales, Geminigeraceae. The record is from RefSeq and is a predicted model, not a curated record. Gene Ontology annotation, molecular function: translation initiation factor activity. Bases 7 to 1368 code for a protein of 453 amino acids. Gene Ontology annotation, biological process: translational initiation. The transcript has 5 exons.
GCGAGGAUGGCAGGGCUGGAUCUGGUACCGCGCAUGGCGCGCUAUCUGGACAAACACUUGAUCUUUCCCCUGCUCGAGCACGUCCAGCAGCAAGGAAUCUAUGCGGAGGAGGAUAUCUUGAAAGCCCAGUUCGACUUGUUGCAGAAAACCAAGCUCAUCGACUCUGCUAUCGAGAAGUAUAAGGCGAUCCACAAGACUGAAGACGUUCCGGAAGCUUUGAAGAACCAAAGGCAGGAUGUCGUGCUGCAACUGAAGGCCCUCAAGGCUGACUGCAAGCAGCUCCUGACUGUCAUCGAAGAUCCUUCCCUCAGCAAGAUCAAGGUGGAGGGGGAGAGCCGCGAGAAGAGCGCGCAGGCAUACAGGGAAGCGUUGGUGUCACUCAAGGAGAAACACAAUAUCAUUCCCGAGCACGUGGAGGCCCUUUACAAAUAUGCGAAAUUGUACUUUGAAUGCGGAAAUUAUGGAAUGGUGGAGGGAUCUGACAAGAUGGGAGCUGCUGAAUUCCUCCCCAUCUACAGAAUGCUCACUGCCGAUCCUAACUCAGAGAAUGCUUUCUCUGCUCUAUGGGGAAAACUGGCGUCCGAAAUCCUCCUUGGCAAGUGGGAGGAGGCGGCAGAUGAUCUCCGAACGCUGAGGGAAGCGAUCGACACCAAGCACUGGUCCAACCCUCUGCAGCAGCUCGAGCAGCGUACUUGGCUGGUGCAUUGGAGUCUUUUCGUGUACUUCAAGCCUGAAGCCAGCAAACUUUCUAACUCAAGGAGCGAGGUCAUCGAUCUCUUCUUCUCUCCUCCCUAUCUUCAGACCAUCCAGACAAACUGCUCGCACAUCUUGAGGUACCUGGCAGCAGCGGUGAUCACCAACCCCCGCCGAAGAAACGCCCUCAAGGACCUUGUGAGAAUCAUUCAGCAGGAGCACCACACGUACAGGGACCCCAUCACAGAGUUCGUGGAGUGCCUGCUGGUUAACUACGACUUCGAUAGCGCACAGGAGAAGCUCAGGCAGUGCGAGAAACUGCUUGCGAGUGACUACUUCCUGCAAGGAUUGAGCGAGGAAUUCAUUCAGAAUGCAAGAUUGUUCAUUUUCGAGACUUACUGCAGGAUUCAUCAGUGCAUAGACAUCUCUAUGCUUGCUGAUAAGUUGAACAUGGGACAAGAAGAGGCAGAGCUGUGGAUCGUGAACUUAAUUCGUAAUGCAAGACUAGAUGCGAAGAUUGACUCGGAAAAGCAUCAUGUCAUCAUGGGUAGCACGAAGCCGAGCGUGUAUCAGCAGGUUUGCACUAAGACCAAGUCUUUGUGCUUUCGCUCUUACGUGCUUGCGGGAAACUUCACCAAGCAGAGAUCAAAGUACGAUAGGGAAGACGAUAUGUAGAAGAUAUUUGGAAAGAGGGGAUUUUGAAAAGCUAGAAAUAAGAUAUUCUUCGAUGCAAAGU